CUCAAACGUGCCCGUGCUGCUAUAAAAACAGAGGCCGGCUGCUUCCGCCAAAGCCACCCUCGGCUGAACAAUACAGUACGUGCGCUCGUUCGUCGGCGACGUGAGCUCUGUGCGAGAUGGCGGCGGCCGAAGGUCUCGAGCGGAUCAAGAACGAGUCCGUCGACUUGGAGCACAUCCCGGUGGAGGAGGUGUUCGAGAACCUGCAAUGCAGCAGGCAAGGCCUGACCACCAAGGACGGCGAGGACCGGACGGCCAUCUUCGGCCCCAACAAGCUCGAAGAGAAAAAGGAGAACAAGUUCCUCAAGUUCAUGGGCUUCAUGUGGAACCCGCUCUCCUGGGUCAUGGAGCUCGCCGCGAUCAUGGCCAUCGCGCUGGCCAACGGCGACGGGCGGCCGCCGGACUGGCAGGACUUCGUGGGCAUCAUCUUCCUGCUCUUCCUCAACUCCACCAUCUCCUACCUCGAGGAGAACAACGCCGGGAACUCGGCGCAGGCGCUCAUGGCGAACCUGGCGCCCAAGACCAAGGUGCUCCGGGACGGGCGCUGGAGCGAGCAGGACGCGGCCGUGCUCGUCCCCGGCGACAUCGUCAGCAUCAAGCUCGGCGACAUCGUGCCCGCCGAUGCCAGGCUCCUGGACGGCGACGCGCUCAAGAUCGACCAGUCGGCGCUCACGGGCGAGUCCUUGCCGGUCACCAAGAACCCUGGGGACUGCGUGUACUCGGGCUCCACGUGCAAGCAGGGGGAGAUCGAGGCCGUGGUGAUCGCCACCGGGGUUCACACCUUCUUCGGCAAGGCGGCGCACCUUGUCGACAGCACGAGCAAUGUCGGCCACUUCCAGAAGGUGCUCCGUGCCAUUGGGAACUUCUGCAUACUCGCCAUCGCCAUCGGCAUGGCCGUCGAGAUCAUCGUCAUGUACUGCAUCCAGCAUAGACGGUAUCGUGAGGGGAUUGAUAAUUUGCUUGUGUUGCUCAUUGGAGGGAUCCCGAUUGCCAUGCCGACGGUGCUGUCGGUGACCAUGGCCAUCGGCUCGCACCGGCUGUCGCAGCAGGGAGCGAUCACCAAGCGCAUGACGGCCAUCGAGGAGAUGGCCGGCAUGGACGUGCUCUGCAGCGACAAGACCGGCACGCUCACGCUCAACAAGCUCAGCGUCGACAGGAACCUCAUCGAGGUGUUCGCCAAGGGUGUGGCCAAGGACCAGGUGCUGCUGUUGGCGGCCAUGGCGUCCAGGGUGGAGAACCAGGACGCGAUUGACACGGCCAUGGUCGGCAUGCUCGCCGACCCCAAGGAGGCCAGGGCCGGCAUCCGGGAGAUCCACUUCCUCCCCUUCAACCCCGUCGACAAGCGCACGGCGCUCACCUACGAGGACAUCUCCACCGGCACCUGGCACCGCGUCACUAAGGGCGCGCCGGAGCAGAUCCUGGAGCUCUGCGAGUGCAAGGAGGACGUCAAGAACAGGGCGCACGCCAUCAUCGACAAGUACGCCGACCGCGGGCUCCGGUCCCUGGCCGUGGCCAGGCAGGACGUGCCAGAGGGAACAAAGGAGAGCUCAGGAUCGGCAUGGGAGUUCGUGGGCCUGCUGCCGCUGCUGGACCCGCCGAGGCACGACAGCGCCGAGACCAUCAAGCAGGCGCUCAACCUGGGCGUCAACGUGAAGAUGAUCACGGGCGACCAGCUUGCCAUCGCCAAGGAGACCGGCAGGAGGCUUGGCAUGGGCACCAACAUGUACCCGUCCUCGGCGCUGCUGGGCCAGUCCGUCGACGAGUCCAUCGCGUCGCUCCCCGUGGACGAGCUCAUCGAGAAGGCCGACGGCUUCGCGGGCGUGUUCCCCGAGCACAAGUACGAGAUCGUCAGGAAGCUGCAGCAGAUGAAGCACAUUUGUGGGAUGACUGGGGACGGCGUCAACGACGCGCCCGCGCUCAAGAAGGCCGACAUCGGCAUCGCCGUCGCCGACGCCACCGACGCGGCACGGAGCGCCUCCGACAUCGUGCUCACCGAGCCAGGGCUCAGCGUCAUCAUCAGCGCCGUGCUCACCAGCCGGGCCAUAUUCCAGAGGAUGAAGAACUACACGAUAUAUGCCGUGUCCAUCACCAUCCGUAUCGUGCUGGGUUUCAUGCUUAUUGCGCUCAUCUGGAAAUUUGAUUUCUCGCCUUUCAUGAUCCUGGUGAUCGCCAUUCUGAACGAUGGCACAAUCAUGACGAUCUCCAAGGAUAGAGUGAAGCCCUCGCCGCACCCGGACAGCUGGAAGCUGCCGGAGAUCUUCAUCACCGGCAUUGUCUACGGGACUUACUUGGCCGUGAUGACGGUGGUGUUUUUCUACGCCAUGACCAGCACCGACUUUUUCAGCGAGACUUUCCAUGUGAGGUCACUGAGGGGCAACAAGGACGCCAUGAUGUCUGCCCUGUACCUGCAGGUGAGCAUCAUCAGCCAGGCCCUCAUCUUCGUCACCCGGUCACGCAGAUGGUGCUUCAUGGAACGCCCUGGCUUCUUGCUCUGCUUCGCCUUCGUUGUCGCGCAGAUCAUUGCCACCGUCAUUGCCGUGUACGCGAACCUGGCGUUCGCGCACAUCAGGGGCAUCGGUUGGGGAUGGGCCGGCGUGAUCUGGCUCUACAGCCUCGUCACCUUCGUCCCCCUCGACUUGUUCAAGUUCGGCAUCCGCUACGCGCUCAGCGGCAAGGCAUGGGACACCCUCUUCGAGAACAAGAUCGCCUUCACCAGCAAGAAGGACUACGGCAAGGACGAGAGAGAGGCCAAGUGGGCGACGGCGCAGCGGACGCUGCACGGGCUCCCGACAACGGAGGCUGACAACUUGCAGCAGGAGUGGGGCAGCUACGGAGAGCUCUCGGAGAUCGCCGAGCACGCCAAGCGCAGGGCUGAGAUGGCGAGGCUGCGGGAGCUCAGCACCCUGAAGGGGAAGGUGGAGUCGGCGGUGAGGCUCAAGGGCCUCGACGUCGAGACCGACAACCACCACUACACCGUUUGAUCGGUUGUGCAAAGUCGACAGCGAACAUCUUCACGGUACUGCCUGCGCAUUUUCAGCAGUGGUACCGAGAGACGCUGCCUUUGUAAAUUUUAUUACAAUCUCUAUACAUAGCUACUAAUAAUAUUACUAGUCGGAUGACUUGUGCUAUUCGGUCAUUUUAUCUUUAUUUUGUCAUUGAUAUUGUUAAUAUUGGACACAUUAAGCAGUUUUCUAUUUACUAAUCGAUAAAAUGUUUUAUUGGACACAUAAA
Molecule: messenger RNA, 3228 nt
Organism: Brachypodium distachyon (stiff brome)
Lineage: Eukaryota; Viridiplantae; Streptophyta; Magnoliopsida; Poales; Poaceae
Product: ATPase 2, plasma membrane-type
Exons: 8
Coding region: 117-2978 (953 amino acids)
Biological process (GO): proton export across plasma membrane; regulation of intracellular pH
Cellular component (GO): plasma membrane
Molecular function (GO): P-type proton-exporting transporter activity; ATP binding; ATP hydrolysis activity
Source: RefSeq, a predicted model, not a curated record